ACCCCGACCGGUCGCCGCGCACCAGUCCUCGCGGACCGUGGCCAGCAGUCCUGCGCUCGCUGUGCGCGACCCCGGCUCGGCGGCCCCCGGACGGUGGCCCUUUCCUUCAGGGCGUGAGGCCGGCCCUGCCCCGCCGCGCUUCCCGGGAUGAGGGCUCCCGGCAAGGGCGCCGGCCGAGCCCCUAGUCGCUGAGGGGCCGGGGGAGGCGCAGAGAUGGGGUCGUGCGAAUGUCCUGCCCUGCUGCUUCUGCUAUCUUUGCUGCUGCUUCCCCUGGGCCUCCCAGUCCUGGGCGCCCCCCCUCGCCUCAUCUGUGACAGCCGAGUCCUGGAGAGGUACAUUCUGGAGGCCAGGGAGGCCGAAAAUGUCACGAUGGGCUGUGCUGAAGGCUGCAGCUUCAGUGAGAAUAUCACUGUCCCAGACACCAAGGUCAACUUCUAUACCUGGAAGAGGAUGGACGUCGGGCAGCAGGCUGUGGAAGUCUGGCAGGGCCUCGCCCUGCUCUCAGAAGCCAUCCUGCGGGGCCAGGCCUUGCUGGCCAACUCCUCCCAGCCAUCUGAGACCCUGCAGCUGCAUGUGGAUAAAGCCGUCAGCAGCCUGCGCAGCCUCACCUCCCUGCUUCGGGCACUGGGAGCCCAGAAGGAAGCCACCUCCCUUCCAGAGGCAACCUCUGCUGCUCCACUCCGAACAUUCACUGUCGAUACUUUGUGCAAACUUUUCCGAAUCUACUCCAACUUCCUGCGGGGAAAGCUGACGCUGUACACAGGGGAGGCCUGCCGAAGAGGAGACAGGUGACCAGGUGCUCCCACCCCGGGCAUGUCCACCACCUCACUUACCACCACUGCCUGUGCCACGCCCUCUGCACCACCACUCCUGACCCCUGUUGGGGGUGAUCAGCUCAGCACCAGCCUGUCCCACGGACACUCCACGGCCAGUGGUGACAUCGCAAGGGCCAGAGGAACUGUCCGGAGCGCAACUCAGAUCUAAGGAUGUCACAGGGCCAGCCUGAGGCCCCGAAGCAGGAGGAAUUUGGAGGAAAUCAGCUUAAACUUGGGGAUGGAGCCUUGCUGGGGAGAAACCGAAACUCAUCUUGGUGCCCUGCCGAACCGUGAUGCCGGGACAAGGUGGAGGGCCGAUACCUCUUCGUGCACCCAUCAGGCAGGGAUAGGAGGGACCAGAGAAUUUAGGUGGCGAGCCAUGAAUUCUCCAGGUCUCAUGGGCACUCCCAUGAUAGUAAGAGCCCGCCGGACGAAGGGUGGUGGGAGCCAGGGAGAUGGGAUGGGGGCUGGCCCCUGGCUCUCAGUGGGUCCACAUCUUGUGUAUUUUUCAAUCUCACCGGCAAGAACUGAAACCACAACAUGGCUCUUGGCUUUUCUGUUUUCUCCUGGAGCGCCCCACUUCCCUGGCCCUGCUCCCACCCUGGCAGCAGGCAGCAGUCCUGGGAAACUAGAGCUGGAGGGGGUCAGGCCCUACGUGCUGCCUCGCAUGGCCUGUCUGACCUCUUGACCCCACUGGGCCUGAGGCCACAAGCUCUGCCCACGCUGGUCAAUAAGGUGGCUCCAUUCAAGGCUAUUCCUCAGUAGGCAGCUGGCAACUCUCUUUAGUGAGUUACAGCCGCCAUCAAGGAAACAGGAGCCAGGAGGAAGAGUCCCUUUGGUGGCUGGGGACAGCUCCCAGUCCUGUAUACUAGACCCUUAUUAUUUCUCACUUCUUCUCUGUGGUGCCUUUGGCUAAAACCACAUUCCCAGUAUCCGCCUUUGCCACCUCUAAAUCCCGCUGCCCUCUUUCCUUGCCGGGGAUGGUCACUAUUAAUGCUCUACCCUGUAACUCACAGAAGGAGCCACCUUCCCCGACAAGGGUCUCACUGAGCAUGGCUCUUCCAGGUGGUUCCCUUACUCGACUUCAUUUGAUUCCUUGCACAACUCUAUGAGAAAGUGUCCACUGUCAUUCCCAUUGAACAGACGAAGAAAUAAAGUCACUGCCAAGGUCAAGACAACAGGAACCCCCAAUUCCCCCAGCACUGACCCCUUCCCUCUUCUGCUUGUUCCUUCCACAGAAUCCCUACCUGCUCCCUGCUUCCCCGGGAUAUGGGACACAGAACAAACAGCCUCCACUCUCCAUCCCUACGUCUAAUUUUACUCAUUACUCUGACAAUCAACUUCAAAUUCCUUCCCAGACAUAAUGCUUCCGCUGUAAAGUACCACCCAGGAGAGACCAGUGCAGACAGCAAAAGAUGACACAAAACUGCAUCAGGAUCCAGAUCCUGGCCAUUAACAUAUAUGGGAGGAUCAGUCUCUCUGUUUCUAUAACAAAACAGAGAAGUCAGGCUGCACCCCUGAAAAUAUGCAAAAGAGAGAGAAGUUUUGCAAUCUGCAGCAGGAAAAAUUAGGGGUAGGUUGCAGGAUUGGAGGGUAUUUGUGAAGUAUAGGAGCGUGAUGGGGGCAGGGGUGGGAGGAAUCCACAGAGGGGUGGAUCCAAAGGAGAAUUUUCACCUGGCCAAUCCAGCUCCUGGGGUACAGUGCCCUCUUCAGGCCCCACUAGGAAAUGCUAAACAAAUUGGCCUGCAAAAGAACCCUUAAGGCUCCGAUCUUGGCACAUUUCAAUAGAAGUUUGCAGGGGCGCCUGGGUGGCUCAGACGGUUGAGCGUCCAACUUCGGCUCAGGUCACGAUCUCACGGUCCGUGAGUUCGAGCCCCGCGUCGGGCUCUGGGUUGAUGGCUCAGAGCCUGGAGCCUGCUUCCGAUUCUGUGUCUCUCUCUCUCUGACCCUCCCCCCUUCAUGC
This is a messenger RNA of Acinonyx jubatus (cheetah), 2778 nucleotides long. It is a transcript of the gene EPO, whose product is annotated as erythropoietin. Gene Ontology annotation, molecular function: erythropoietin receptor binding; hormone activity; cytokine activity. The record is from RefSeq and is a predicted model, not a curated record. Lineage: Eukaryota; Metazoa; Chordata; Mammalia; Carnivora; Felidae. Gene Ontology annotation, cellular component: extracellular region. The transcript has 5 exons. Bases 214 to 792 code for a protein of 192 amino acids.